This is a messenger RNA of Rotaria sp. Silwood2, 2430 nucleotides long. Lineage: Eukaryota; Metazoa; Rotifera; Eurotatoria; Philodinida; Philodinidae. The record is from the annotation of a GenBank genome assembly.
AUGAUUUCCAAGUCAAUUUUAACAGAUCUUACGAAUUGUACAAUUACGAAUCGAUUGAAAAAUGAAAACAAUGUUAAUAGUAAAGAUUCGAAUGGAAUAAAAUCGUUUUUAUUCAAUACAACAACAACACAAGAACAUGAUCCUAGUUCUGAAUCGGAUGAAGUUCUUGGUGAUGAUGCUCAUUACAUCAAUAACAAUAACAAGAAAUUGAAAGUUGCAAAAAAUAAAGCUGUUUCAAUAUCAACUAAUAAUGAUUUAACUACCACAACAGAUGAAACAACAUUGGUACAAUCAUCACAAGUAUGGCAAUAUGCCAUACGUUGUCCAAAUUCAAAUUUUUCAAUUUGUUGUUUAUGUCCAGAUAAUAAAAAAAUUUCAACAAACAAUGGGUCGACAUCGACUUUACGUAAGCAUUUGAUUGCAAAACAUCAAUUACAUGAAUUAGCAUUACCAAACAAUAAACGUAAAAGAAUUGCUCCAUCAAUCAGCAACAAUAAACAACAAUAUUUACAUGACUUAUUUACCAAAUGUAUAAUACGUGAUGGAAGGACGUUUAAUGACCUCCAGAAACCCGGGUUGAAAAAAAUUUUACAAGAACUCAUUCCUGGUUAUGAGCCUCCGACUCGAUAUUCAGUGGUUCGUCAUUUACAACAUCUUCAUAAGUUUUAUUUUAAGAAAUUAAUUGAUGAUUUAACAUUGAUUGAUGAUAUUUCAAUAACUCUAGAUCUGUGGAGCAACAAACAAAUGCGGUCAUUCUUGGUAAUCACAGGUCAUUAUUUUCUUAAGAAUGGUUUUGAUUUACAAUCUACAGUUUUAAAUUUUUCAACAUUUAAUGUUCAUCAUCAAUCUGUUGAUAUUCUUCGAGUAUUACAAGAGAAAUUACAAGAACUUGAUGCAUUACACAAGGUGGUACGAGUGACUUCCGAUGGUGGUCGAAAUGUAGUACGUGCCAUUCGUGAUCUGAACUUGAAUUCAGAGCGUAUAUGGUGUGUUGCACAUCGACUUCAUCUUUCUAUUACAAAUGCAUUUGGAUUUUGGAUCCUAAAGAAAGAAGAUGAUGGAAAUGGUUCAAUAGCUUUGGGACAAGAUAAUUUGAAUAAUGAACUGAAUAAUCCAGAAAAAGUGGUGACAAAUAUUGAACAAUUGGACAAUAAUGAUGAUAUUGAUGAACCCGAUGAAUUAGAUCAAAUAAAUAUGGAUGUUACUGGUGAUGAAUCAGAUGAUGAUGAAUCAUCGGAAACAUAUGAUUCGAACGACGAAGAAGAAUCAUUAUUUGAUAACCGCAAUGAAGAAUUUGUGGAUGCUUGGACAACAGAUGUUAUUCAAUCAGAUUUUAGUAUUGUGUAUGAACAGAAUAUGAUUACAUUUGUAGUGAAAAAAUGUCGUGGCUUAAUAUCGAUGAUUAAACGAUCAACAAUUAUUACAUUAUAUUUUGAUACUGAACGAAAAAAGUCAAAAAUAAAACGAAAUUUAUGUAGUGAUGUUAAGUCACGUUGGAACAGUACAUAUUACAUGAUUGAUUCGUUUUUAGUUCUUCGUGAACUUAUUCAAAAAUUAUUUCGUUACAAGCAUCAAUUAAAGAUCAAACCAAAACAAGUUAAAAAAUUAGCUGACUAUGAAUUAACAAGUGAUGACUGGAAUGUAUUGUUAGUAUUGCACUCGAUUCUUAAGCCGUUUUAUCACGCCACCAAGGUAAUGUCCGGUCGUCGAUAUCCAUCGAUUGGAUUGGCUUUUUAUUUACUUACACGUCUGAAGAACUUCUUACAACAUCACGACAAAAAAGAAAGUUUAAUCGAGAAACGAUUAAAACAAUUAUUAUUGAAACAAUUUUUGCAUUACUUUGAAAGUGAUAGUGAACAACUGGAAUUAUUAAAAUUGCAUUCGUAUUUCGAUCCUGCAGGAUUUUCAGCACUCACUGACAAUGAAAAACGUUCAGUUGAACAGAACAUCAAAAAAAUGGUUACUGAUGAAACAUAUCAUUCGUCAAUAUCUGUAACAGAUACAUUAUCAAUUUGUACGACAACAAUCAAUUUACCAAACAAAUCAAAUUCAACUGGAAAUUUAAAUAAAAGUGCCAUGGAUAUGUUUAAUGAAUCGAUUGGUGAUGUUCAUUAUGAAGAAAGUCGACUUGGUGAAAAUAAAAGAGCAACUAUUAUUCACGAAUUUCAUAAUUAUCGAAAAUAUGCAGCUGAAUUCAAUUUAAAGCAUAAACCAGAUGCAACAUCAGCAAUAAUUUUCUGGAGAACACAUGGAGACACGUUUUCAAUUUUAAAAGAACUUGCUAAAAAAAUGUUAAGUACACCUGCAACUUCAGUACCAAGCGAAAGUUGUUUCAGUAUUUCAUCAUUUUUAGGUAGGAAAGAACGUGCUCGUUUAACGGGUGAGAAUCUUUCGUCAAGUGUCUUUCUGAAAGACAAAAUAGAUUUUUGA